GCGAUUUAGGUCAAACCCUAAACGACAGCGUAUAGCUCGAAUACAGUAGAAAAAUACUGUUGAAAAGUUGGAAACUUGGCAAUUAUGCUCUCCAUCUUCUGGGGUUUUUCAGUCUCGCUAAUCUUACAAGCUCGCUGAAUCGGUAAUUUGGAGCUGAGAGAGAAAGAGGAAGAUGAGGGAAGCCGUAGUGGGAUUCUUUGUGGUUGUUUAUUUUCAGCUUCUCCAACUUAGCUCAGCUAACAUUGUUCUCCAACCAUCUGAAAUUCUUAUCUCCGACCUUCCCGCCAAAUAUGCUGUUGCUGUCGAUGGCUCUGAAAUAUGUGGAGCUUUGCUUGUAGCAGACCCUUUGGAUGCCUGCUUGCCUCUGCGCUAUGGUUUUCGAUCAAAUGAAACUGAUAUAACAAGGUUUGCUUUAGUAGAAAGAGGUGAAUGUACUUUUGAGGAUAAAGUGCAACACGCUCAAAAUGCUGGAUUUCGUGCUGUGAUUGUUUACGAUAAUAGAAGAGAAAAAUUGGUUCACAUGACGAUAAACAGCAAGAAUGUCACAAUUCGUGCCGUAUUUGUUUCCAAAGCAUCUGGUGAAAUGCUAAAGGAACGUGCUCGUGGGGAAGAAGGGGAAUGCUGCAUCUUCGUAUUACCAAAUGAAAAGGCCUGGUCGGUGUUUGCUGUAUCUUUCAUCUCAUUUCUAACUGUAUUGGGUCUCCUUGUGAUUGCCAUCUGUGCUCAGAGAAACUGGGGCUGGUCCUACUCUCAAGGAAGAAACCAACUUCCUAAAAGUGCGGAUACCAAGAUUGUGGAUGCUCUACCUUGCUUCACAUUUAGUUCUGCUGGUUUGGAUGAAUGCCACACUGAAGAAACUUGUGCCAUCUGCCUUGAGAAUUACAAAGAUUCCGAAAUUCUUAAAGUUCUCCCCUGCCAACAUGAAUUUCAUUCAAGCUGUGUGGAUUCAUGGCUGAAAAAAUGGGGGAGAAACUGCCCUGUGUGCAAGAACGAUAUAAGAAAGAAAAUUGCGAAUGCUGAGAUCAAGAGAAAAACCUGGUUAUACAAUUAGCGAAUGGAAAAUAUGACUCCCAAGGUAUUAAGGGUUGCUCCUGUUUUUUGUGGACAUCCAUACAAACGCCACUCGAAUGUGUUCCAUUGCGUGGAUUGAAGAGACAUAAGGAUGAUAUUUGUCUACACUGCCAUGGAAAUAUCAGUAACAGCUGCUGCUUAAUGUUUCCGUGAAAGCGUACAUCUUGAAUGCAACUUGAAUAAACCUGCGCUCUCGACGCAGAUCCGUUCAUAUGAAUCACCACAAAUUUGAUGACCCUCUGCAAUCUGCCGCAUGUGUUGCAUGAAGCUCAGCUCGGAAUCGGGGGUUGUCACCGUUGAUGUUCAAGAAGCAAAACAUCUGCUCGAAUCUGGCUAUGGUUUUUUGGAAGUUAGGAUUACUUAUGGUAUAAGCGCUUAUAAGUGGAAGGGCUUUCUACACAAGCAAUCACAAACAGCCCUAGGUUUCAAACUUUUCAAUGGGUAUUAAGGGAGUGGGGAUGAGUUUAGCCUCACAAUGGGUUAGUAAUGAUGUGGUACAAACUCGCCUUUGACGAGAAUUGAACCUAAGAUCUCUUAUUUACAAGACGGAGGAGGAGUACAAGAAAGGGCAUGUGGAUACAAAGAAGAUUCUGAACAUUCCUUACAUGUUCAAUACACCUAAAGGUAGGGUGAAAAAUCCCCAGUUUUUGGAAGAGGUUUCAUCUGCUUGCAACAAAGAUGACCUU
Messenger RNA from Pyrus x bretschneideri (Chinese white pear), 1757 nucleotides. RefSeq names its product thiosulfate sulfurtransferase 18. Lineage: Eukaryota; Viridiplantae; Streptophyta; Magnoliopsida; Rosales; Rosaceae. The coding region runs from base 173 to 1051 and encodes 292 amino acids. The transcript has 11 exons. Gene Ontology annotation, molecular function: catalytic activity. The record is from RefSeq and is a predicted model, not a curated record.